CAGUCACUCCAGCAUCUCAGAAAAAACAUUACUUGAAACACUCAGAGAAAUGAAAAGACUGACACCGCGCCGAAGAUAAGAGACUUACUUAGGAAUGAUACUAAUCUCAAGCUUGAGGUGGAGUGCCAACUAGAAGCGGCUGUGUUCUGACCUUCAUCAGAUCACGCCAUAAGGCUUUAAGCAAAGUGAUGGCAGCCGAAUACGGACGCUUUGCCAACGAUGAUGUAGGAUCUGAUGAUGAAAACCCAUCACCGUACCCUGCUCCCAGCUCUUCAUAUCCGUAUUUCCAAACAUCAGAUCCUGCACUACGUGCGGCUUACGCGUAUGGAGAUCCGAGUGGCGGAUAUCAGUACCCAGACCCGACAGCGCUGUACGGAGUCAGCCUAGCUCCAUCCUCACCUCUUGGGAAUCGCGAAGUUGUAGAGGAAGGAAGUGAGGAAUCAGCAGAAGAUGUCUUUAAUGAAGACGAAUCAAUCCAGAGGGAUUUAGCCAUAGCUCAAGUCGCUGCCGAUCUUACCAAUGCCGAGAAUGAUCCGGACUAUGAAAGCCCAGUCGAUCUGAAUGAGCAAGACAGUCAGUCAGAUGAAAAUAUUGACUUCAUUGAUACAGAGUCUCGAACAAGACGUCGCGGUAGAGGUGGUAGAGGUAGAGGGAGUAGGGGGAGACCUCGAGGGCGCGGACGUGGUUCAUCCUUUAUUUCGCGUGCUUCCCCCGCACGAAACCGUGGCAAUGCUAGAGGUCUUGGUCGUGGCCGUGUUGCCGAAGAUGGGAGACGCGGAGGUUCACAAGGAAGGAAGUACGGGCCUAGAGCUAUGGCUGAACCUACGGCGGAGUUCAAGAAUUACAACGCACUCAUGAACAAAGCUUACAUAGCUGAAGACUAUGAUGAAGCUCUCAGGCAGGGCCUCGAAGCUGUCAAGGUCAAUCCUGAAAUGUUUCACGUUCACGCCACUAUUGCUGAAAUACUCUUGCGGAAAGGUCGCAAGGAUGAUGCGCUAGGAGCCCUCUACGUUGGAGUUCACGCCACGCGAGACGAAGGCUCGUGGUGGUAUGUGAUUGAAAAGCUGAUUGAACUCGGUGGUAAUAGCAAAGAGACAAGGCAACGAUUGCAAGAUUGUUAUAGCUCGCUCCUCGAUAUGGAUCCGGAUAACUACAAGGCUCGUUACGGUCGGAUGAAAAAUUAUAUGGCAAGCGGUCAAAAGACGCGUGCAAGAAAUGAAUGCCUCAACCUUCUUCAUCGCAAUCCACUCGAUGUCGAUACAUUACAAGUUCUAGCAGAAAUUUGCUUCUCUAUCGAGGAGCCAGCUAUAGCCGCUCCAUCGUUUGGGACUUUCUUUGAGCUUUCAGUAGCUCAAGGUGGUUCAGAUGAUGUUGAAUUAGCUUGGAAGCUAUUGGAUAUCUACAUGGAUAUACUUGUGCAUUGCUCAGAAUGGGAAACCGGACUCCACAAGCUUCGAACCCUCGCUCGGUGGAUAUUAAAUCGAGCCGAUGAGGAGUUCUGGGACGCAUGUGACGAUGAUAGAGAGUGGGAUCUGGAUGAUGAGCCUCGUAGAGUUGAGGUUGAAAAGUUUACACCCGGCCGAUAUCCUCUCGAGACUUAUGGAGAAGGGCUACCAAUCGAACUUCGAGCAAAGAUGGGACUGCUUCGCCUAGGCAUGGGCAGUAAGUACCAUGCUGAGGCACUGGACCAUUUUGAGUAUUUUGAGCCAGAGGACGACUCACCCGAUGCCUACGUAUACGAGUAUCCAGACCUGUUUCGCGAAAUCGGGGAUGCGCUGCGUGAGGAAGAGCUGCACCAGGAUGCAUUGCGCUUUUAUGAACCAAUUCAGCGUCAGACACAGAGCAUUGAUUCUCGUUUCUACUUCGACAUUGCCAUCUGCUACCAGGCACUUGGACGAGAAGAAGAAGUCAAAAGAACCAUGGAGGCUCUUCGUCUGUUCAAGCGCGGAGCUCGAGACGCCAAUUUUUAUGUUGGCUUGGCCAAGCUGUACCAAUCGCAAGGAAGGGAGAAAGAUAUGCAGUAUCUAGUACGGCAACUCAGACGCAUGGGGAAAUCUGACCUAGUCCUAGCGGCAGGUUUGCCUUUGCCUCGAGGAACGACUCGAGCUGAACGUGGACAGACAGUCGCCGACGACGAUCAAAGUGAGUCUGGCGAUGACAUCAGUCACGAAGGAAGUGACUUUCGUCCAUUACGGGCUAGAUCAGGACGAGUACGUAAAGAUAAACGUCUGGAGCGACAAAAGUUUCGAGAAGGUGUAGUGAGAAAUCUCUACGACCAAUUACUUGAGCUGAGUAAAGGUUUGGCAGACCAGGAUCCAGACGCGGUCACAGAUUGGACCAAUCUUGCCGAUCAGCUCAUGGACGAGUUCAAAACUGAGAAACUUUUUUUCCCAAGAGAACGUGCCACAAAGUUUACGGGAUUUGAAAGAUGGCAAAGGACCGUCACCGUACCAGAAGGUGACGCUGUCUUCAGAGAAUCUCCAGACAGCGAGAAGGAGGUACCACAGUUUUAUUGCAACAUUCACUUUGACGAAUGGCUUGAUGUGCUUUUGCAGCUUGCAUUGCAGCAUGCUCGCAAUGGUCAGAAAGAUCUCUGCUGGGAUGUCAUGAAGACGGUUCAGUCGGCCAAUAUCUUCUUGCAUGAGCCAGAGCGCAUGCAGAAGAAACGGAAUGUAUCACUUGGUAAGUUGUUCGCCGGUAUGGUAGUUCGAAGGCGAAUGCAGCUGAUUCACAUUCAGCCUGCGCUCUGAUCCUCGGAGACGAAAAGCAGCUGAUCGAGGAGGCAAGAUGGUUCAUCAAGCAGUAUCCAUAUACGGCGGACUCGUAUAGGCUGUUCAGCGCUCUGAACCGCUUCUGCAGAGGACCUAUCACAUAUUACAACUCGGGGCCCGAGCAAAAGUUUGUGCUCCGUGCAGUCAAGGCCAUGGAUUUUUCGCUGCUGCCCCCGGAGCACCGGGAAAGGUUUGGCUUCACUGAUGGCGACCGCUCCAAAUGGACUGAGCCGGCGCCUGAAACAGGGAAUCCACAUAACCUCACGGAACAUGACCCCACUCUGCUUACCCUUUACGGUCACAUGAUGUUUGUGGCAGCAACUUAUUCGUCCGCACUCACCUACUACUUCCGUGCGUACGUGCUGCGCCCAGACGACCCCGUGUUAAACUUGUGUAUUGCAGUCGCCUACAUCCAGAUGGGCUACAAGCGGCAAGCUGAGAAUCGCCAAUACCAGAUUCAGCAGGGCUUCAGCUUCCUUUAUCGUUAUUACCAUCUGCGUACGAAGGACGGAGUUGCUAUUAAGAUGCAGGAAGCAGAGUUUAACGUGGCACUUGCGUAUCACACCCUAGGCUUGCAGCACCUGGCUUUGCCUGCGUACGAACGCUGUAUCGCGCUCAGCGAAAAGGUUCAGCAAGAAAAGUUUAGUGCCCACGCCAGUGAUAAAGGUGUCUUCGUGGAGGACCUUGCUGCAGAAGCAGCAUUCGCAAUUCAGUGCAUUCUCGCCAUGGGAGGUGAUUUCGGAGGUGCUCGACGUAUCACAGAAGAGUACCUUGUGCUUUGAUAGGCUUGAAAUCACACGCUGAUUAGCGGUGGAAGUGAUUGCUUCAGAUGGAUCCCGUCUUGGUUGGUGGGCCUCAAAUCUGUGACCUUGUGUUGCUUUGCCAUGAAAAUACGGCGCAGCGACCGAUAAGAACUUUGGGCGCGGCCUGCGGCUGUAGUUAUGACCAAUGAUAUUCCCUCUUCAAAGCGCUGUAUGACUAGACGUUUGCUCGUAAGCAGAAGAGCGAAAGGGAGCUGGCUUCCUGCGUUCCCCUCUAGGCGGAGAUGGGCGUUGGUUGAGAGACUCAUUAAAGACAAAAAAUUUUUCCUCAGCUUUAUCGAAUUGAACAAGAUGUUAUAACGCGUCCUUGCUAGUCGCUGUCUGUGGAAGUUGGAGCCACACGAAUAUGGUUAAGGAGCACUACCAACGUCGGGGGCUCAAUUUCAUGAGUACCUCUGCAUAUAGUCAAAAAAUACGGCCACUCCGUUGUGAGAAGAAGGGCAAGAUUGAGAAGAGGGUGGUGCAUGAGGCACCCUCGAGCCGAAGACCCUCAUAGAUUGGAGAUGGAAGGCUUCAACGCAAAGCGUUCUCAGAUAUUGCUACCUCUGGACCAAAUAAUCGGGUAUAGGGUUGCAUGUGGGAAUGGAUAAGAGAAAGCUUUCAUUGAAACGGGGGAUUUUGAGUCAUCGUGCGGAUGUAGAUGACAAAAAUGAGCAUCUAGCUCGACAUCUAUCGGAAAAUCCAGUAUCAAAAAAGAGGAAGCCUCAAUGUUUAGAACAACGAAAAAGUAAGAAGUCCAAAAACACACAUCCUGGG
This is a messenger RNA of Verruconis gallopava, 4348 nucleotides long. RefSeq lists its product as hypothetical. The record is from RefSeq and is a predicted model, not a curated record. Gene Ontology annotation, molecular function: protein binding. Bases 189 to 2750 code for a protein of 853 amino acids. Gene Ontology annotation, biological process: transcription by RNA polymerase III. Gene Ontology annotation, cellular component: transcription factor TFIIIC complex. NCBI's taxonomy places the organism in Eukaryota, Fungi, Ascomycota, Dothideomycetes, Venturiales, Sympoventuriaceae. The transcript is spliced from 2 exons.